CUUCUCGCCUAACGCCGCCAACAUGGUGAGUCUUACUGUUGCGGGCUCCGGGGCCGUCGACCAUGCCGCUCGACCUCCACCUCCGCUGGGAAGCUGAGGCGCCAAACGGCUCCCAGAGGGUCCCGGGAAGCGCAUGGUGUUCAGGCGCUUCGUGGAGGUUGGCCGGGUGGCCUAUGUCUCCUUUGGACCUCAUGCCGGAAAAUUGGUCGCGAUUGUAGAUGUUAUUGAUCAGAACAGGGCUUUGGUCGAUGGACCUUGCACUCAAGUGAGGAGACAGGCCAUGCCUUUCAAGUGCAUGCAGCUCACUGAUUUCAUCCUCAAGUUUCCGCACAGUGCCCACCAGAAGUAUGUCCGACAAGCCUGGCAGAAGGCAGACAUCAAUACAAAAUGGGCAGCCACACGAUGGGCCAAGAAGAUUGAAGCCAGAGAAAGGAAAGCCAAGAUGACAGAUUUUGAUCGUUUUAAAGUUAUGAAGGCAAAGAAAAUGAGGAACAGAAUAAUCAAGAAUGAAGUUAAGAAGCUUCAAAAGGCAGCUCUCCUGAAAGCUUCUCCCAAAAAAGCACCUGGUACUAAGGGUACUGCUGCUGCUGCUGCUGCUGCUGCUGCUGCUAAAGUUCCAGCAAAAAAGAUCACCGCCGCGAGUAAAAAGGCUCCAGCCCAGAAGGUUCCUGCCCAGAAAGCCACAGGCCAGAAAGCAGCGCCUGCUCCAAAAGCUCAGAAGGGUCAAAAAGCUCCAGCCCAGAAAGCACCUGCUCCAAAGGCAUCUGGCAAGAAAGCAUAAGUGGCAAUCAUAAAAAGUAAUAAAGGUUCUUUUUGACCUGUUGACAAAUGUAUUUAAGCCUUUGGAUUUAAAGCCUGUUGAGGCUGGAGUUAGGAGGCAGAUUGAUAGUAGGAUUAUAAUAAACAUUAAAUAAUCAGUUCCUUUUUUUUUUUUUUUUUUUUUGAGAUGGAGUCUCGUUCUGUUGCUCAGGCCGGACUGCAGUGGCGCUAUCUCGGCUCACUGUAAGUUCCACCUCCCGGGUUCAUGCCAUUCUCCUGCCUCAGCCUCCUGAGCAGCUGGGACUACAGGUGCCCGCCACCGCGCCUGGCUAAUUUUUUGUAUUUUUAGUAGAGACGGGGUUUCACCGUGUUAGCCAGGAUGGUCUCGCUCUCCUGACCUCGUGAUCCGCCCGCCUCGGCCUCCCAAAGUGCUAGGAUUGCAGGCAUGAGCCGCCGCGCCUGGCCUAAAUAAUCAGUUCUUUAAUCUCACUCUCUGCCCAUACUUGGAUAGGUAGUGCAAAAUCAUUGCAGUCAUAAUUGAUCAUGUCAUGAGAAAUCAUGAUAACUUAGAACACCAAGUGACACAAGUGACAUUUUUUUCUUAUGGUCACCUUGGCUUCAGAACAUCUUUUUUCCUUGUACAAAUAUGUUUGCCAUAAAUAGGUAAAGUGACAGCCUCUUGAUGCUCAAGAGUCUAGCAGAUUUAUUUUAUUUAUUUAUUUUUUUUUUUUGGAGACAGAGUCUUGCUGUGUUGCCCAGGCUGGAGUGCAGUGGUGCGAUCUCAGCUCCCUCCACCUUCCGGGUUCAAGUGAUUCUCCUGCCUUGGCUUCCCAGGUAGCUGGGACUACAGGCGCCCACCACCAUGCCCAGCUAAUUUUUUUUGUAGAGACUGGGUUUCACUAUGUUGGCCAGGCUGGUUUUGAACUCCUGACCUCGUGAUCCGCCUGUCUCGGCCUCCCAGAGCGGGGGAUUAUAGGCAUGGGCCACUGCACUUGGCCUUUUUUUGUUUUUUUGAGACAGAGUCUUGAUCUUAUCACCCAGGCUGGAGUGCAGUGGCACGAUCUUGGCUCAGCGCAACCUCUGCCUCCUGGGCUCAAGCGGUUCUCCUGCUCAGCCUUCUGAGUAGUUGGGACUAUAGGUGUGUGCCACCACGUCUGGCUAGUUUUUGUAUUUUUAGUGGAGAUGGGGUUUCACCAUGUUGGCCAUGCUGGUCUCGAGCUCCUGACCUCAGGUGAUACACCCGCCUUGGCCUCCCAAAGUGCUGGAAUUACAGGUGUGAGCCACUGUGCCCGGCCUGCAAAUUUUCUUAUAAAAAGUAAACUAGGAAAAUAGGGCAAGUAUAAAAAUUGCAGGUUGAGCAUAUUUCUAAUCCAAAAAGCUCUAACCUCUGAAACUGAGCUAUGACACUACAAUUUAAAAAUCCCUAGCCUACCCGCAUGGUGGGUUAUGGUCAAAAUACAGGUACACAGCACUAUUCAGUGUCCCUGAGGAAGAAAUAGUUAACCUUCAGGGUACAUGUAUAUGAAGCAUAAAUGAAUUUCCUGUAUAGACCUAGGUCCCAUCCCCAAAGUGUCAUGUAUAUGCACUUAACUCCAACAUCAGAACACAUCUCGUCCUAAGUGUUUCAGAUAAGAGAUACUUAUCCUGUGUAUAGUAGGUUGGACUUCUGUUUCUCUCUACCACAAGAUACAGGUAAUUUGGGGCAGUAAAAGAUCCUGGAUAGAUUUAAAAAUACUACAAAGCUGUACAUGAAACAGGAUUACUUUUUUUUUUUUUUUUGAGACAGAGCCUUACUCUUGCCCAGGCUGGAAUGUAGUGGCACGAUCUCAGCUCACUGCGACCUCCACCUCCCAGGUUCAAGUUGUUCUGCCUCAGCCUCCCAAGUAGCAGGGGUUAAAUGCGUGUACCACCAUGCCCCUCUAAUAUUGUAUUAGAGAUGGGGUUUUGCCAUGUCAGCCAGACUGGUCUUGAACUCCUGACCUCAGGUGAUCUGUCCGCCUUGGCCUCCCAAAGUGCUGGGAUUACAGGCGUGAGCCACCGCUUCUGGCCAGGAAUACAUUUUAAAUAAAUUUGUUUCCUAACCAAAAGCUAGCUUCAGGCGUCACUGGGGUAAAGGAAAAAGCACAUUGAUUUGCUUGAUAAUAGGCAAGUGGUAUGGUGUAAUAAGGAAAAUAUGGAUGAUUUCGGAUUACCUGUUCUACUCUGGGAGGUAGAGAAUUGUCUAGAGAAAGUGGCAUCUAUACCUAAAAUAAGAAGAAGGUGGUGUAAGGGGAAGAAUGACACGAGAUAGGAAAUAAACGAACUGAUAGUGUAGAGGACUGGCUCGGGACCACAUCAAGGAAGUAGGUUAGUGGUUAGAUCGUGUAGGGGAACACGGGAAGCUACUGAGGGUUUUUUAAAAUGGCGUGAUAUCUCAGAUUUAGAUCAUUGAACUGUUAAGACUGAAUCUUAUGGGAUCAAGACUGGGAAUGCUCGGGUUGGCAGUAUGAAGUUUGGCAGUAAUCCAAGGAAGUGACAGUGGUAAUGCCAUUUAGGUGGUCUUGAUCAUGCAUUGGACUGCAGAAAUAAGGGAGAAAACAAUGUGUCAGGGUUUCUGGUUUGUACCUCUGGUUCAUUGGUUGUGAGGGAACAUGAGGCAGGGUAAAGUUUAUCUAGGUAAAAUGAGUUAGUUUUCAUGUAGACUAUCUGGGUGUAUAUGCAAAGACUGCAGACAAUCUAUACUAAAAUCCUGGCUCUGCCUCUUGAAAGCUAUGUAGUUUAGGCACAUAGUCAAAAUCCAGUUUCCUCAUCUAUGUGGUACGCUUCAGAGUAGUUAAUCAUGAUAUGUAGUCCAGUGACUGGUUCCCUUGGUAAGAGCUGUGAUAAUGACACAAGGAGGAGAGGUUUCAGGACAGACUUGGGAUUCAUGAAUAUGUAAGUGGUCACUGAUUCCCCAGGGGUAGGAUGACAACAAUCAAGAGACGAAUAGAGGUUGGAAAGGAGUCAUGAGGGGUGGGAAACUAGCAGGGGCACAUGGAAGCUAGGGAAAGAAUUUUGCUUGAGAUCGUCAAAGUGAGGGGAAGAGGGUAGUAAGCAAAGGAGAAAUGUUAUAUGGGGUUCGGAGGUUUUGUGUUUGUAAAUCUGGAGUGAUGGGCAUGUUCAAAUGCUUCUGGGAAAGGAGCUAAUAGGAGAGAAACUUAGCCCUUCGAAAAACAGGAAGGGAUGGAUCCUAGGGGAGAGGAGGAAGGAUUGGCUUUAGAGGAAAGAUGUCCUUUACGUGAGGAAAAGGAAGAAAAGGUGGGUUUAGAUACUAAAUCUGUAGGUUUGCUGUUAGGAAAUUAAGGACUUUUCACCUUUAUCUCUGAAAUUUCUCUGGAGUUAGCAAGGCAAGGUCAUACACUGAGAAGGAGGGAUGAGGCAGUGUAGAUUUGCAGACAUACAGGUUGUAAUUCCUUAUGGAGGAAAGGGGAGAGCACUUUUGUCAGACUGCCUGUGGCUUUGAGAGCCCUUUGGCUACAGUCCAUGAGGUGCUCAGAGGAUGAGAAAGCUUCAGGGUAGAAGCAGUAUUCAAGCUGCACCUAGAAAACAGUGCAAUACAGAACAGUGGAAAUUGGAAAUUCCAAUCUUGGAAUCUCUAGGAAAGUAACUGAGGCAUACGAUGCCUGAAAAGGAGUAGAAAAUAAAAUUAAUAAGGUGGGACCAUAUGAUAAGAGAUUUGAGGCCGGGCACUGUGGCUCACACCUGUAAUCCCAGCACUAUGGGAGGCUGAGGCAGGCGGAUCACCUGAGGUCAGGGGUCCGAGACCAGCUUGGCCAACAUGGUGAAACCCCGUCUUUACUAAAAAUACAAAAAUUAGACAGGCAUGGUGGAGCAUGCCUGUAAUCCCAGCUACUUGGGAGGCUGAGGCGGGAGAAUCGCUUGAACCCAGGAGGUGGAGGUUGCAGUGAGCUGACAUUACGCCAUAGCACUCCAGCUUGGGCGACAGAGGGAGACUCUGUCUCAAAAAAAAGACUUGAGCAAGGGCGUAAUCUUCAGGAAGGUCAGUCUGGUAGCAUAGUGUGGAUUGGGUUGGGGGAUGGGGAAGGAGAGCAGAAAAUUAUUGAAAUAUCCAGGUGCAUAAAAGUCUACUUUGAUUAUGGAGAACUACACACUUGUUCAGUCACCCUCAUUGGAGACGGGGGAUGGCAUACGAAAAGAAUGCUGAUUUCAGGCUGGGCACGGUGGCUCAUGCCUUUAAUCCCAGCACUUUGGGAGGCUGAGGCAGGUGAAUCAGGGGUUCAAGACCAGCCUGGCCAAUGUGGUGAAACCCUGUCUCUACUAAAAAUCAAAAAAAAAAAAAAAAAAAUGGCUGAUUUCAGAGUCAUAUUCAGGUUUAAAUUCUGUCAUUCAGCCCAAACUCAUUACUUUAUGUUACUUAUGGGAACCUCAUCUAAAAAGCAAGGAUCCUGAUACCUGCCUCAUAUUGUGGCAAGGAUCAAAUGAGUCAAAUAAGAUGCUUGUGAAAGUGAGGACAGGAUCUAUCCUCAACACCUAGUGCAAUUCUUUUUACACAUUAGGUACUUAGUAAUUUGGGUUGAAUUGUGUUGAACUAACCUGGCGGUAUAGGCAAAAUUUGGAAGUUUGGUUUUCAGAAAGUCUUGACUUCCUCUUAUCUCUAAGUAAUUGGCAUGUCCUCUAAUUCAUAUUUUCCCCCCUCAUCUGUUGGGUGAAAUACUGUUUAUCCUUUAGUACUAAAAUUAAAAGUUACCUCAUUCUUCUAGCUAGCUGAUUUUUUUUUUUAAUCUAGGCUAAAUCAUGAAUACAUUUACAUUUAAAUAAAAUAUUACAGUUGAAAGUAAAGGGUCCUUUCAUUAUCUCCACUUCCAAUUCCAGUACCCUGUGUAAAGGAAAACAUAUACAUCUUGCAGACAUUUUUUAAUGUGUUUGUAAUAUAGGUACAUAAAAAUAUAUGUGCUUGUUUUAAGCAAAUUUCAUACUCUGCAACUUGCCUUUUUUCUUAAUACGUUCUGGAGAUCUUAUCUAGUCAGCCUCUAAAUUAGAGUUCUUCAGAAAACCAAUGGGAUGGAUGAAUGGACUCAAGAGAUUGUGGAAACCAAGAAGUCCCACAAAAUACCAUCUGCAAGCUGGAGAACCAGGAAAGCUGAUUGGGAUAAUUCAAACUGGGUCCAGAGGCCUGAGAACUGGAAGGGCCAGUGGUGUAAGUCCUGGUCUGAGACCAAAGGCUUGAUCAAGAAUCAAGAGCAUCAACAACCGAGGGCAGGAGAGGAUGGGUUUCCCAGAUUAAAAAAGCAAAUUCACGCUUCCUCCCCCAUUUUGUUCUAUUUGAACCUUCCGUGGAUAGGAUGAUGCCCACCUGCAUUGGUGAAGGUCAUCUUUACUCAGUCUACCCAUUCAAAUGCCAAUCUCUUCCAGAGGUAAUCUCACAGAUUUAGAAAUGUUUCGCCAGCUAGCUGAACAAUCCUUAGCCCAGUCAAGUGCACACAUAACCAUAACAAUUCUUACUAAUCUACCUCAUUCUUUUUUAUCUUCUGCAUAAUAAUCCACAACAUGAAUGUUCACGUUUGACCUCUAUUGAUAGACAUUUCGGAUGAUGCCAAUUUCUUUUUCUGGUUUUUGUUUUUUGUGUGUGUGUGUUUUUUUUUUUUUUGAGACGAGGUCUUGCUCUCGCCCAGGCUGGAGUGCAGUGGGUGGGGUGAUCUCGGCUCACUGCAACCUCUGCCUCCCGGGUUCAAGCAGUUCUCCUGCCUCAACCUCCUGAGUAGCUGGGAUUACAGGAGUGUGCCACCACACCUGGCUAAUGUUUGUAUUGUUAGUAGAUACAGGGUUUCACCCUGUUAGCCAGGAUGGUGGAUGGGCAUUUGAAUGGGUAGACUGAGUGAUCCUGACCUCGUGAUCCACUCCCCAGUCUCCCAAAGUACUGGGAUUACAGGCGUGAGCCACGGCACCAGGCCCUCUUUUUCUAUUUAAACAGUGCUUCCGUGAAUGUCCUUGUGUACACCUCCUUCUGUACACAAUGAUGUUUAUCUGAUGCACAUUGCCAAUCAGUGCACUUGCUGGAUUGAAGAAUGUGAGUGUUUGUAUCACUCUUUCAGUAGGCUGUACCAAUUUAGACUUGCUCUACCAAUUUAGAUUUCCAUCAGCAGUAAACAAAGACAUUCCUGCCUGGCAGUCUUGAACUCCUGCUAUUAUCUCUUAAAUUUUUGCCAGUGUGUGAAAAGUAGUAUCUUACUUUAACUUGUAUUUUCCUGGUCCAAUAGUGCACUAAAUGCCCGAGUUCUGUAUUUAUUCUAUUUGGAUAGCCAUUAGAUAGCCAUUAAGUCCACUCAUAGAGUUAUUUUAAAUGUUUUCCUUUAGUUUCCAACCACAUUUUCAAAUAAAAUUUAGAAUUAGCUUGUCAA
This is a messenger RNA of Homo sapiens (human), 7136 nucleotides long. It is a transcript of the gene RPL14, whose product is annotated as ribosomal protein L14. NCBI's taxonomy places the organism in Eukaryota, Metazoa, Chordata, Mammalia, Primates, Hominidae. The record is from RefSeq and is marked validated. The coding region runs from base 134 to 781 and encodes 215 amino acids. The transcript has 6 exons. Gene Ontology annotation, biological process: translation; cytoplasmic translation. Gene Ontology annotation, molecular function: RNA binding; structural constituent of ribosome. Gene Ontology annotation, cellular component: cytoplasm; ribosome; cytosolic large ribosomal subunit.